Molecule: messenger RNA, 1043 nt
Organism: Neolamprologus brichardi
Lineage: Eukaryota; Metazoa; Chordata; Actinopteri; Cichliformes; Cichlidae
Source: RefSeq, a predicted model, not a curated record
GUGUGCCGUGUGCGUGUUGAGGCUGCGUCCUGCCCCUUGGUUGAAGGUCUGUACCUGCAGGAAGCAGACAGUAUGCUGCAGCUGCUGUGCGCCCCCUCACAGCACCGCACGGACAUACUAGCGUGGAUCUGCAGCAGUAUCAGCCCAAGCUUCACCAGUUCAAAGCCGAUGUCAGUGAGAUCCAAGGAGCCUGAUGUUCUGACUAAAGAUAUGGCUGUUCUUGGGCAGGAACUUUUGCUAUGCCGAGCAUCUGAUGUGGACCUGAUUAGGGGUGAUGCAAGUCCACGGCGGCAACUUCAGUUUCUGGAGCAGCUUUUAGCUUUCGUCCCAGGCUGCGUGAAGUCUGCUGGGCACACAGCUGAUGGAGAGCUGCUGCUGAAGGAGUUCUUUGGUGCUGAGAAUCUGCCGCACCUCACACAGACACUCAGUCCUGCGUUUGACCCUUGGCCAACACACAUCAAGGCUCUGUGGAAGAACACCAAGUCAUCUUAUAAGCCAAACAGAGAAGAAAAUGGAGAUAUUGUUGCCCUUCUACAGGCGACUCAAUCAGCACUGGAGCAGCUGCAGUCAAAGCAACAGCUGCUGCUGGCCUGCAACACGGAGCUGGAAAUGCUGAAGGAAGUGUCAGAAGCUUCUGAGUCGGUGAGCGAGGAGGUGAAGCAGCUUCAAACGCAGCCUCGCUACUGGAGCCGAGGAGAGAAGCACACGUUACCCGAUCAACUGGAGAAGGUUAUUGGGCGAAUUGGAGGCUUUCUGUCUCAGCUUAGUUCAUAACGUCAUUCAGAGGGAUGCACUCAUCAGAUUCACUGAGGAGGCUCUGGUGGUGUUAAGACGGAGACAACACAGCUUGGACGUGUUUCACAGAGGUGUAAGGGACAGACGUGUGUGUGGUCACUGCAGUCAGACACCCUGUUUAAUCUGAGCAUGACUGACAUGUUGUUGUGUGAAACAGAAAGUGUCACUGUUGGUGAGUCGAGAGUUUUUACAUCGUUUUUUUUUUUUUUUUGAGAAAUCAGUGAUGACAUUAAACAUGUUGCUAUGCU